Messenger RNA from Corapipo altera (White-ruffed manakin), 396 nucleotides. RefSeq names its product extracellular matrix protein 1-like. Gene Ontology annotation, biological process: regulation of bone mineralization; signal transduction. The record is from RefSeq and is a predicted model, not a curated record. The transcript has a single exon. The annotation marks the transcript as partial. Lineage: Eukaryota; Metazoa; Chordata; Aves; Passeriformes; Pipridae. Gene Ontology annotation, cellular component: extracellular region.
AUGGGGACACUGCAGGAAGGGAAGACACAGGAACACCGGGGCGGGGAGAAUGUGGGGACACCGCGGGGAGGGGGCGCGCGGGGACUCGGUGGAGGGAAGGACGCGGGGCCGCCGCGGGGCCGGGGUGACCCCGAGGGGGCUCCGCAGUGGACGGACGUGCUGGACGGGUUCUGCACCGAUGAGUUCGCGGUGAAGACGCGGCAGUUCCACUGCUGCCGCCGGCACGGGGCCGCGCGGCGCCGCUGCUUCGCCCAGGAGACCCCGGCCCCCACCUGGGACCCCAACACCUCCUGGGAGCCCAACACCGCCUGGGACCUGGUCACCGAGACCCCCUUCCCGCCCGGGGAGCCCACGGCCGCCAACUUGGGCAACAUCUGCGGGCUGCGGGAGCUGCGC